Trifolium pratense (red clover) is the source of this 1285-nucleotide messenger RNA. Its product is annotated as DExH-box ATP-dependent RNA helicase DExH16, mitochondrial. Gene Ontology annotation, cellular component: mitochondrial degradosome. NCBI's taxonomy places the organism in Eukaryota, Viridiplantae, Streptophyta, Magnoliopsida, Fabales, Fabaceae. Gene Ontology annotation, biological process: mitochondrial RNA 3'-end processing; RNA catabolic process. Gene Ontology annotation, molecular function: hydrolase activity, acting on acid anhydrides; ATP binding; RNA helicase activity. The record is from RefSeq and is a predicted model, not a curated record.
GCUCCUCUUCGGUCCUUGUCUGAAAUAAGAAACGGCGAUUGCAUAGUUACCUUUUCACGUCGGGAUAUAUACAAAUUGAAGAAGCGAAUUGAGAGAGAAGGAAAGCAUCUUUGUUCGGUGGUUUAUGGUUCCCUGCCACCAGAGACUCGAACAAGACAGGCAAGCAUGUUCAAUGAUGCAAGCAGCGAGUUUGAUGUGCUUGUAGCCAGUGAUGCCAUUGGAAUGGGUCUUAAUCUAAACAUCUCUAGGAUAAUUUUUUCAACCAUGCAGAAGUUUGAUGGUUUUGAGAUGCGAGAUCUUACUGUAUCGGAGAUCAAACAGAUUGCAGGGAGAGCUGGUAGAUAUGGGUCUAAUUUUCCUCAAGGAGAAGUAACAUGCAUGUAUGUAGACGAUCUACCUCUGCUUCAUUCAUCAUUGGACUCUCCAUCACCCAUUUUGGAGCGUGCUGGACUACUUCCCUCCUUUGAUCUGCUGUAUAUGUAUUCACGGUUACACCCCAUUGGUUUCUAUCAAGUAAUGGAGCAUUUUAUUGACAACGCCAAAUUAUCUGAGAAGUAUUUCUUUGUUAAUUGUGAACAAGUAUUGAAAGUAGCGGCUGUUAUUGACGAGCUUCCCCUUGAAUUGCGUGAUAAAUACCUUUUUUGUAUCAGUCCAGUUGACAUGGAUGAUGAGAUUUCAUCUCAAGGCCUGAUACAGUUUGCAGAGAAUUAUGCGAAGAAAGGCCUUGUCCGGCUUCGAGAAAUAUUUACACCAGGAACACUUAGAGUACCCAAGACGCCUUCUGCUCUUAAGGAACUGGAAUCUAUCCACAAGGUCUUGGAUCUCUAUGUUUGGUUGAGUUUUAGGUUGGAUGAAUCUUUCCCAGACCAUGAGCUGGCUUCAUCUCAGAAGGCCCUUUGCAGCAUGCUGAUUGAAGAAUUCCUUGAUAGAUGUGGGUGGCAGAAGCCAGUGGCUGGAAGGUUGCCCGUGCGUAAAAUGUCAAGUUCUUUGUUAUCCCAAACCAUGAGGCGGCAUUAAUAAGUUAUGCCCUUUCCAUGCCAGCACUACGACCCGUAUGCUCGACGUUGUAAAGUUUCAGAAAACAAGAGGAGUGCUAGGAACACGCAAACGAGAGUAUCGCUAGCAUUCCUCCAAAUUUUAUUUUAAUUUGUAUAUUCUAGGUUCUUUGUACCCCUUGGGCAGUUCUUUCUUAUUUUUAUGAUGAACUGUUGUAUGCAUUCUACAAUGCUUCAUCUCAAUUAUGAAAGCGUGUGAUUAUUGUUUAAUUUUUUAUUUUUUAUUUUCA